This is a messenger RNA of Columba livia (rock pigeon), 1474 nucleotides long. Its product is annotated as transcription cofactor HES-6. The record is from RefSeq and is a predicted model, not a curated record. Gene Ontology annotation, molecular function: RNA polymerase II cis-regulatory region sequence-specific DNA binding; protein dimerization activity; DNA-binding transcription factor activity, RNA polymerase II-specific. Lineage: Eukaryota; Metazoa; Chordata; Aves; Columbiformes; Columbidae. Gene Ontology annotation, cellular component: nucleus. Gene Ontology annotation, biological process: anterior/posterior pattern specification; regulation of neurogenesis; regulation of transcription by RNA polymerase II. Bases 72 to 755 code for a protein of 227 amino acids. The transcript is spliced from 4 exons.
GGGAAAGGGAGCGACCCACUGCCCGAGUGCCUGUGUCCCGUCCUCCUGGCAGCAGGGCAGCCUGGAUUGCAAUGACCGCCGCAGCCUCUGCCAGCGGCACCCACAAGCUGGCCAGCACCAAGGAGGAGAGAAAGUUAAGGAAACCACUCAUUGAGCGGAAGCGAAGGGAAAGGAUUAAUAACUGCUUGGACCAGCUGAAGGAGACUGUUGUGGGCGCAUUUCAUCUGGAUCAGUCUAAACUAGAAAAAGCAGACAUCCUUGAAAUGACGGUGAAGCACCUCCAGAACAUCCAGAGCAGCAAGCUGAUGGCCGACUCCAAAGUGGGGCUGGAAGCCCAGCAGCGGUACAGCACCGGGUACAUCCAGUGCAUGCAUGAGGUGCACAACCUCCUCCUCACCUGUGAGUGGAUGGACAAGACCCUCGGGGCACGCCUGCUGAACCACCUGCUGAAAUCCUUACCCAGGUCUGGCGAAGACACCUGCAAAGCAGCAUUAAGGUCUUCGAGCCCAUCUCAGCAGCCUCUCCUCAUGCCAAAAAGCUCACUGAGCUCUAAGGGGAGCACUCGGGGCACAAACCCAUCACAGGAGCGCUUCUACCCUGCAGAGAACAAGCAAGCUUCAAAAAAUUCCUUCCAGCUGCCAUCACUGUCGGUUUUCAGCCAGGUUGAUGCUGCACCUCCCAGACAGGUCCUGCAGCCAAAUUUUUCCCAUAACAACCCUAGAAUGGGGUCAUUAGAUAUGUGGAGGCCAUGGUAAAUUGCGUUAUAAAAUGUUUUUCCUAACCUUAGACACUCUUAUGUAUGUAUCUUAUAGAUAUGUUUCUUUAAAACACUUGUGGAGCAAGUCUGCUCCUGUAGGUGUACUAAAGACCAGGGUACUUCAAGCCGAAGUAAACCUAUGUGUAGCCUGCAUUGUAGAAGGCUGCUAUUAUUUUUUUAUUUAUUUAAUCAUCUAAAUUAUUGUAUAGAAUUCUCUCAUCCUCUUUAGUGUAUAUUAAUUACAUAGCUUUCUUGUCUUACAUUCUUAAAAUAAUUGACUUCCUAUUAAUAAAAAUACAAGCCAACAAGCAAGGACCCUCCCUGGCAUCAAGCUUACCUUUCAGAUCUCACAUAAGCCCCUGAGAUGACCUCAUUGCGUAACAGGGUAAAUGGCCAAUCUCUUCUGCUUUUUAUUAUUAACCCUGUGCAGCUGUAGGAGAUUCCAGUUCUAAUUGCUGUAGAAAUGCUGCAGUGAUUAGAAAAAAAAAAAAAAGAGAGAGAGAAAGAAAGGGAGAGACCUGGUUUGGACUUCUUAGGCUGUGUAGAAAUGCUCUCUGUGUCGCUCACUCUGGCCGUGCUGUUCCCAGCCACCCGGACAUCCUGACAUUACUGUUCAAUUAGCGAGCUACGUGUAUAUAUAUGUUACAUAGAGUUAUACUUAGGGACUCGUUUUUUGUUUCCAUAACUAAAAGUUCUAAAUAAACUUUUGGAAGAUAA